This is a messenger RNA of Zophobas morio, 1247 nucleotides long. RefSeq names its product protein C1orf43 homolog. The coding region runs from base 250 to 1065 and encodes 271 amino acids. The transcript is spliced from 4 exons. NCBI's taxonomy places the organism in Eukaryota, Metazoa, Arthropoda, Insecta, Coleoptera, Tenebrionidae. The record is from RefSeq and is a predicted model, not a curated record.
ACUGUCACCUGUCUCGAAAAUGUCAAUUUUAUUGCAAAUAAUAAAAAUAAAUAAAUAUAAAUGUGUUCGGUGGUGUAUGUUUAUACCAGAGUGUUUUAUAUAAAUAAUAUAUACAAUUUUUAUUAAAAAUGUGUAAAUAUUUGUCGUCAACAUGUUAAAAAUGUGUGGCGGUUAAAACUGGUUAUCCGGUGUAGUAAUUUGUUAAAACAUAGAAAGAAUUGUUAAAUGUCUAGGUAAUAAGUUUACCAAAUGCCUGCACACGCAGAAAAAUUAACGAAACCAAAGAACAUGUCUGAAGAACUUUCUGGUGUCACAGUUGUUAUAAUAAUAGGCUUAGGUGUAUUGACUUUCCUACUGUUGUUCAUAUUUGCAAAAAGGCAAAUAAUGCGUUUUGCACUUAGGUCUAGAAGAGGGCCACAUGUACCUCUAGGGCAUGAUGGUUCUAAGAUGUUGAAACGAGAAAUUGAAAGACGAAUAGACCUUAUACCUAGGAUAGUAUGUGAACCUUUAUUGAUAAGCAAAAAAGACCCUAGAUAUAUAGUAUACCCUGGUCAGCAGAUUCCUGCUCACUACUACCGACUAAAAGCAGUUGAUGAUGUGAAAAUUCUAGAGGGUGAAAUAACUAAGCAGGACAGUUGCUUGGUUCGGCACCCGAGCGAAAAUUUAAGAGCCUAUUUACUAACAACCCUAGCAGCCCCACUGAAUGGUAGCGGACAAAGAUUAAUACAUCAAUUCUGUGAUCUUUAUGAACAUGCUCGUCAUGACCCUAAUCAUUUCGGAGAUGAAGAAUACCAGCAAUAUAACCGGCUUUUAUUAAAGUUACUUGAUGCGGCGAAACUACUAAAAUCCUACAAUAGUAGAAAAUCAUCUCCUAAUCGGACCCCUCAUAGGCAAAAACAAACAGCACAAGAAAAAAAUAGAAAUUUAUUAGACCCAACAAGAUUACAUCCUUUACCUCCUAAUUAUGUGGUUGAGGAAGAAAUUUUGAGCGUCUCUGAACGUAUCGAUUCCAGACCGACAUCGCUGACUGUUCCGCCACUUGCUGACAAUGAAACAUCUGUAUGAUGUUGAAUUUUUAUACCAAAUAGCAAUAGAAAAAGGUUCAUCUUGGGCCUACUACUAACUGUACGCUUAGCCAAUAGUUAAAUUAUUUAGUUUCAGAAAGUAAAAAUUUUAUCAUUCAUGUAGUGUAGUUAUUGUAAAGUCUGAUUCAAAUUUGAAAAUAAAUAUUUCUUUAAAAAAAUUAA